CUAGUGUAGCUGGGACAUGUUGGCCGGUGUGGGUGAGUUGGGCCGAAGGGCCUGUUUCCACACUGUAUCACUCUGACUCUAUGGGGGUAAAUAAGUCUACUUUUGUGUUUUAUAACAUUUUGCAAGCAACAAAAUAAAAUAAAUUGUCGGGAAUGAGUUGGAGAAUGAACAAAUAAAGAAGGAUCAGGAAGAUUGAUUAUUACGGGUGUCAGUGGUUAUGGGGACAAGGCAGGAGAAGGGGUUGAGAUGGAAAGAUAGAUCAGCCACGAUUGAAUGGCGGAGUAGACUUGAAGGGCGAAAUAGCCUAAUUCUGCUCUUAGAACUUAUCAACUCUUGUUCUUGUUGACCCAAUGUCUGUAAUUCAUUUUCACCUAGCUAACAAUGGCCUGUUUCUUUUAUCAUCGUUUUUUGCAUAUCUUUCUUUCAUUCAGAAUUGGGAGUAUGCAGAGUCUAGGAGUGUGGACAACCCCCUCCUAUAAUCACGAAUGUGCAGGUGGUAUACAAUAUCAGUGCCAUCAAUGCACUGUUUAAAUAACCAUCAGGUUUAAAUUCCCAUGCCUGCCCUUAACUGAGAAUCUAUAAAGAUCAGGGAAUAUCGAUUAAGCUGGCAGUCUUCUCUCUUGAUAAGUGAAGACCAAGACCUGAACUAAUUGAGGCCUUUCAAAUCAUCAAAGUGGUUUGAAAGGUUAGACAUCAUUAAAAUGCCUAUCAAAAACAGAAAAUGCUGGAAAAACUCAGCUGGUUGGGCAGCAUCUGUGGAAAGAGAGACAGAGUGUGGGAGGAAGCCAGAGCUGCUGGACAAAACCCACGUGGUCACAUGGAGAACGAAGAAACGCCAGACAAAAAGUGGCCGUGGUCAGGAUGAAAUCCGGUCUCUGGCGCUGUAAAGGCAACAACUCUACCGCUGUACUGCUGUGCCGUCCUAAGGUUUAUACAGAGUGAGACAGACAUGAAAGGUUCUGGUGAGGUGAGUGCAGCUUAAUGCAGUGGGGUUUAAUGACCUGAUUAUGUGGCGUAACAUCCCGUGCAGUACAUAGCUGGUUUGCCGAGUACAUGGACUGCUGAGGGGGGGUAACGUUGCAUCCAAAUUAUCAGACUAGCUUUAGUUUUUGCAGAUCCCGCCUUAUAGAGUCAUAGAGUUAUAGAGUGAUAUAUGUGGAAACAGACCCUUCAGCCCAACUCACCCACACCAGCCAACAAUGUCCCAGCUACACUAAUCCCACUUGCCUGUGCUUGAUCCAUAACCCUCCAAACCUGUCCUAUCCAUGUAUCUGAUGGGAUAGUCCUAUCCACAACUACCUCCUCUGGCAGCUUGUUCCAUACACCCACCACCCUUUGUGUGAAAAAGAUACCUCUCAGAUUCUUAUUAAACAUUUUCCCCUUCUCCUUGAACCUACUGUAUGUCCUCUGGUCCUUGAAUCCCCUACUCUGGGUAAAACAUUCUGUGCAUCCACCCGAUCUAUUCCUUUCAUGAUUUUGUAUAUCUCAAUAAGAUCUCCCCUCAUCCUCCCUCGCUCCAUGGAAUAGAGACCCAGCCUACUCAACCUCUCCCUAUAGCUCGCACCCUCUAGUCCUAGCAACAUCCUUGUAUCUGUUUCAUGUUUCUGGCCCUUUUCCACCUUUUUGGCUCAUGAGUUCUGUGAUCUUCUCGUGCGAGCUACGAACCCAGGAAAUAGAUUGAGAUCUUUCACGUGUCAUUGGCAUCACAACAGCGCAGUGGCGCAGCAGUAGUUGCUGCCUUCCGCCACCAGAGACCCAGGUUCGAUCCUGACUUUAGGGCUGUCUGUAUGGAGUUUGUACCUUUUCCCUAUGAACACGUGGGUUUUCUUCAGGUGCUCGGGUUUCCUCCCACACAUUUCAAAGACGUGCGGAUGUGCAGGUUAAUUGGCUUCUGUAAAUUACCCCGAGUGCGUAGGAAGGAAAAUUUAGGAUAACAUAGAACGGAUGUACAGGUUGUUGGUCGGUGCAGACUCAGUAGGCCGAAGGGCCUGUUUCCACGCUGCAUAUCUCAACCAAGCUAAACCGGAGACAUAUGUGAAUAGGUGGUAAAAACUGUAUUAAACAAGGACCAUAUCGAGUUUAAUUCUAGAACCAGCAAUGCAGUUUGUUUGAAAAAAACCUGCAUCCUUGGGGACUGUCCUUAAAAAUACAGCACUGUACAAAUAUUUUCACCAGUCGGGAUGGCAGGGUGUAGCAGAGGUAGAUUUGCAGCCUUACAGCGCCAGGGACCCAGGUUCGAUCCUGACUAUCGGUGCUUGUCUGUACGGAAUUUGUACGUUCUCCCCCUGACCUGCGUGGGUUUUCUCCGAGAUCCUCCCAUACUCCAAAGGCGUACAGGUUUGUAGGUCAAUUAGGAUAAAUGUAAAUUGUCCCCAGUGUGUGUGAGAUUGCGUUAAUGUGCAGGGAUCGCUGGUCGGUGCAGACUCGCUGUCUGCUCCUAUGACAUGAUGUUAUGAUAUUAUGGAGGAUCUUUGGCCUGUAACAUUCACUCUGUUUCUCUCCCCACAGUUAAUGCCUCCCUGUCCCUUGCUUUGAUUAAAGAUUUGACGCAUACGUUGACCUUGCAUUGAUUCGUACGGGUGUCAGGGGUUAUGGGGAGCAGGCAGGAGAAUGGAGCUAGAUAAAUCAGCCGCCAUUGAAUGGCGGAUUAGACUUGAUGUGUAGGAAGGAACUGCAGAUGCUGGUUUAAAUCGAAGAAAGACACAAAAUACUGGAGCAACUCAGUGGGACAGGCAGCAUCUCUGGAGAGAAGGAAUUACUCCAGCAUUUUGUGUCUAUCAUGGCGGAUUAGACUCUGUGGGCUGAAUGGCCUAGUUCUGCUCCUUGUACAUAUACUUAUGACCUUAUGAACUUAGCAUCUGUUACUGUGAUGUUAAUUGUUAUUUAGAUUAUUGUCUCGUGUACCGGGAUGCAGCUAAAAGCUUUCUCGUUGCGUGCUAUUCAGUCACUGUGAAAACGCAGCUAUGCUUUCUCCCCCCCCCGAUAGAUCCCGUCAACUCGGCCCCGACGGUUCUGGACGGGUUUAGCCACCGGGUGGUCAUGGCAGACCAGCGGGUUGUGUUGCCGUGCAAGGCCUCGGGCCAGCCCGCGCCCAAGUACCGCUGGGUGAAGGACAACGCCCCCCUGGAGCGGGGCAACCGGUUCAGGCAGACGGUCACCGGGCUGCUGAUCGUGAAGACGGUGCCCGCCGACACCGGCAACUACAUCUGCGAGGUCUGGAACAGCUUUGGCAACGCCGAGGUGGUCGGCCGGCUGAAUGUCAAACAGCCGCUGAAGGCAACAGUGAGCCCGCGCAAGGUGAAGACCAGCGUGGGCAGCCGCGUCUCGCUCUCCUGCACCGUGACCGGGGCCCAGGAGUACGCUGUCCAGUGGUACCGCAACGGCAAGAUCACCGCCCCGGGCAAGAACGUCCGCAUCACCGGCAGCAACCAGGAGAACCUGGCCAUGGACGGAAUGGCCAACAGCGACGGAGGAGCGUACCAAUGCUUCGUGAAGAAAGGGCGCGUGUCAGCACAGGACCUGGCCCAAGUCAUUCUGGAAGACGGAACGCCCAAGGUGAUCUCGUCCUUCAGUGAGAAGGUUGUGAAUCCCAACGAGCCCAUCUCGCUGAUGUGCAACGUGAAGGGCACUCCCUCCCCCACCAUCACCUGGACCCUGGACGACGAUGCCGUCUCCAGAGACGGAAACCACCGCCUCAGCCAGUACAUCACCAAGGAGGGCAACGUGGUCAGCCACCUCAACGUCACCAACACUCAGGUCCGCGACGGCGGAGUCUAUCGGUGUGCGGCCAAUAACUCUGCCGGAGUCGCCAUGUAUCAGGCUCGAAUAAACGUAAGAGGACCUGCCAGCAUCCGCUCCAUGAAAAACAUCACGGCCAUUGCAGGCCGUGACACCUAUAUCCACUGCCGGGUGAUCGGAUACCCUUACUACUCGAUCAAGUGGUACAAGAACUCCAACCUCCUGCCUUUCAACCACCGCCAGGUGGCAUUCGGGAACAACGGAACCUUGAAGCUCUCCGACGUGCAGAAGGACACGGAUGAGGGGGAGUACAUCUGCAACGUCCUGGUCCAGCCACAGCUGUCCACCAGCCAAAGUGUCCAUGUCGCUGUCAAAGUCCCACCUUAUAUUCAGCCUUUCGAAUUUCCAAGAUUCUCCAUCGGGCAGCGUGUGUUUGUUCCAUGCGUUGUCAUCUCGGGCGAUCUGCCGAUCAGGAUUACAUGGCAAAAGGAUGGCCGCCUGAUUCCAGCCAGCCUUGGAGUCACCAUUGAUAAGAUCGACUUCACCAGCUCCCUGAGGAUCUCCAACCUCUCGCUCAUGCAUAACGGGAACUACACUUGCAUUGCCAGCAACGAUGCAGCAGCAGUGGAGCACCAGAGCGAGCUGAUCGUCAGAGUUCCACCUCGCUUUGUGGUGCAGCCCAGUGACCAGGAUGGAAUUUAUGGGAAAUCCGUCACCUUGAACUGUUCUGCAGAGGGAUAUCCCGUUCCGACCAUAGUGUGGAAAUAUUCCAAAGGUGCGGGCGUCCCACAGUUCCAGCCCAUCACGUUGAACGGACGUAUCCAGUUACAGGUGAAUGGGUCUCUCCUCAUUAAGCACGUGCUGGAGGAAGACUGCGGCUACUACCUCUGCCAGGUCAGCAACGACGUGGGAGCUGACGUCAGCAAGUCCAUGUACCUCACCGUCAAAAUACCGGCCAUGAUCACGUCUUAUCCAAACACCACUCUGGCGACCCAGGGCCAGAAGAAAGAGGUCAGCUGCACCGCUCACGGGGAGAAGCCCAUCAUUGUCCGCUGGGAGAAGGAAGACACCAUCAUUGAUCCCGAGAGGAUGUUCCGUUACAUCGUGUCCACCAAGGAGAUUGGAGACGAGGUGGUUUCCACACUACAGAUUACUCCAACAGUGCGAGGGGAUUCCGGAUUCUUCUCUUGCCAUGCGAUCAAUUCCUACGGCGAGGAUAGAGGACUGAUACAGCUUACUGUGCAAGAGCCUCCAGACCCUCCAGAGAUCGAGAUACGUGAAGUGAGAGCGCGGAGCAUUGCGCUGAGGUGGAGCAUGGGCUUUGACGGCAACAGUCCCAUCACCGGCUUUGACAUUGAAUGCAAAAACAAAUCAGAUUCCUGGGAUGCUGUGCAAAGGACAAAAGAUGUGUCGCCUCAGUUAAACCAGGCCACCAUCAUUGAUCUACAUCCAUCUUCCACCUACAACAUUCGCAUGUAUGCAAAAAACCGCAUUGGAAAGAGCGAGGCUAGCAACGAGCUGACCAUCACCACGGAUGAAGCAGCCCCGGAUGGUCCACCUGCCGACGUUGUCCUCGAAUCUUUGUCUUCUCAGGUUAUCAAAGUGACGUGGAAGGCUCCGAAGAAGCACUUGCAGAACGGAUUGAUCCGUGGUUAUCAGAUUGGUUAUCGGGAGUACAGCACUGGCGGGAACUACCAGUUCAACAUCAUCAGCAUGGAGACCACAGGAGACAGUGAGCUCUACACCCUGGACAACCUGAAGAAGUUCACCCAGUAUGGAGUGGUUGUUCAGGCCUGCAAUCGAGCCGGCACCGGGCCAUCCUCUCAGGAGAUCAUCGCCAUCACAAUGGAAGAUGUUCCCAGCCGACCACCGGACAACGUCCAAGCCACCGCCAUCUCUCCGGAGGUCAUCUCACUCUCCUGGUCAAUGCCGCCAAAGGAGGCACUCAAUGGGAUUCUAAAGGGAUACCGGGUUAUUUACUGGGCCAACCUGCCGGACGGAGAGCUUGGAGAGAUUAAAAAUGUCACAACCACCCAGGUUACUCUGGAAUUGGAUGGACUUGAGAAGUAUACCAACUACAGCAUCCAAGUGCUGGCCUUCACUCAGGCAGGUGAUGGAGUCCGAAGUGAACAGAUCUUCACACGUACCAAGGAGGAUGUUCCAGGUCCCCCCGGUGGGGUGAAGGCAGCAGCAGCCUCCGCCACAAGUGUGGUCGUUUCGUGGCUCCAUCCAUUGAAGAUGAACGGCAUCAUUUGGAAGUACACCAUAUUUUGCUCCCACCCAUACCCGACAGUGAUCAGUGAAUUUGAGGCCUCACCAGACGUCUUCUAUUACCGGAUCCCUAACCUUAGCCAGAACCACCUGUACAGCAUCUGGGUCGUUGCGAUCACAGCAGCUGGGAGGGGGAAUUCUAGCGAGAUCAUCACCGUGGAGCCACUCGCCAAAGCACCAGCCCGGAUCCUUACAUUCAGCGGCACCAUGACCACACCAUGGAUGAGAGAUAUCGUGCUGCCCUGCAAAGUGGUUGGAGACCCGGCACCAGCAGUCAAAUGGAUGAAGAACAGCAAUGGAACGCCAGUCCCUGUCCUAACCGAUGGGCGCAGAAACAUCUUCAACAACGGAAGCUUUGUCAUUCGCACGGUGAAAGCAGAGGACUCUGGGUACUACAGCUGCAGGUCAAGUAAUAGCUGGGGAUCAGAUGAGAUCCUCCUCAAUCUCCAGGUGCAAGUUCCACCAGACCAACCUCGUCUAACGGUCUCCAAGACAACCUCCAAUUCCAUCACUCUUUCCUGGAUACCAGGCGACAAUGGCGGGAGCUCCAUUCGAGGUUACAUCCUGCAGUACUCGGAGGACAACAGUGAGCAGUGGGGCAGCUUCCCCAUCAGCCCCAGUGAGCGCUCCUACCGCCUGGAGAAUCUCAAGUGCGGCACCUGGUACAAGUUCACCCUGACGGCGCAGAACGGAGUGGGGCCCGGCCGCAUCAGCGAGAUCAUCGAGGCGAAAACACACGGGAAAGAGCCACAGUUUGCCAAGGAGCAGGAGCUGUUCUCCAGCAUUAACACCACGAGGAUCCGGCUGAACCUUGUCGGCUGGGUGGACGGCGGCUGCCCCAUCACCACGUUCACGCUGGAGCACCGGCCGUUUGGGACAGCGGCCUGGACCACGGCGCAGCGCACCACGCUGUCCAAGGCCUACAUCCUGUACGACCUGCAGGAAGCCACGUGGUACGAGCUGCAGAUGACGGUGUGCAACAGUGCCGGCUGUGCGGAGAAGCAGGCGGAGUUUGCUACCCCCAACGACGAUGGGAGCACAAUUCCACCGUUGAUUAAGUCGGUGGUGCAGACUGAGGAUGGAAUGGCAACCAACGAGGAGCUGAAGAUGUUGGUGACCAUCUCCUGCAUCUUGCUGGCUGCCCUGCUCCUCUUUGCCCUGCUCCUUGUGGUCCGAAGGCGCCGGAGGGAGCAACGUCUGAAGCGACUGAGGGAUGCCAAAAGUCUUGCUGAGAUGUUAAUGAGUAAAAACACAAGGACGUCCGACACGCUGAAUAAACAACAGCAGACGCUGAGAAUGCACAUUGAUAUCCCACGCGCUCAACUCCUGAUAGAAGAGAGGGACACCAUGGAGACAAUCGAUGACCGAUCCACUGUGCUACUGACGGAUUCUGACUUUGGUGAAGCUGUGAAGCAGAAAUCGCUGACGGCGACACACACUGUGCACUACCAUUCGGUCUCACAGGCCACCGGACCACUGGUGGACGUGUCAGACGCUCGGCCAGGAACCAAUCCCACCGCCCGCAGGAACGCGAAAGGGGCGCCGUCGGCCCGCAACCGCUAUUCCAGCCAGUGGACGUUGAACAGACCCCACCCCACAAUGUCUGCCCACACUCUGACCACCGACUGGAGGAUGCCAGCUCCACAAGUGGCGGGAUCGGUCGACAAAGAGAGUGAUAGCUACAGCGUCAGCCCUUCCCAGGACACAGACAGAGCUCGGAGUAGCAUGGUCUCCACGGAGAGUGCCUCCUCCACGUACGAGGAGCUGGCACGGGCCUACGAGCACGCCAAGAUGGAGGAGCAGUUGCGGCACGCCAAGUUUACAAUCACGGAAUGCUUCAUAUCGGAUACGUCCUCGGAGCAGCUGACGGCAGGGACCAACGAGUACACGGACAGCCUCACGUCCAGUACUCCCUCCGAAUCGGGCAUCUGCAGAUUCACUGCGUCACCGCCGAAACCUCAGGACGCUGGGAGGGUGGCAAACAUGGCUGUCCCAAAAGCACACCGACCAGGUGACCUUAUGCAUCUGCCGCCGUACCUAAGGGUGGACUUCCUGAUUCACAGAGGCAUUGCGGGUCCCAGCAGGGAGCUGGGUCAAGCGCAUGCCUGCCUGGAGCCUCAGAGACGGGGCACCAUGAAACGCACACAAGUCAUGGAGCCCAUCCCAAUGGAGGCGGCAGGCAGGGACGUGCAGCAAUGGCAAUCAAGCACCACAUCGACAUUACCUCAGAGGGAGAGCGCAGAACGUGGAAAAGGCCCCAAGUUGAGCAGCUCACAGGAAUCGCUACUGGACAAUCGUGGCCACUUGAAGCAAGGGAACAACCCCUACGCAAAGUCCUACACACUGGUAUAACAAAUGCAUGUCUGUACGAGGCUGUAAAUAGUUCAAUUGAAAGCUACCUUUUUUACUGGUUCCAAUAUUUAUAAUCAAAAGAUUUGCCAAAAUAUUUAAAAAAAAAUUAGAUAUUUGCAAGGACUUUGUUGUGACAUGUCUGAGCAAAUGAAUGUCUGUGCAUUUUUUUUAAAGGAGCCCUCUGGUUAUCAGAUAUGCACAGAUCGUGGUGUUUUUACUCAUUUCCUAUGAAAUGCAUGGAGGCAGAGUAGAGAGGCAUUGACAUUAGCACAAAAAAGAAUUACAGUGAGCGGAAAAAAAAAAUUACAAAACUUCUGUCACCUGCGAACAUAACACGUAAAUAGUUUAAAUACCGCACAGAUAAAAACGAAAAGCUACAUUUGUGGUUGAAACAGCGAUCCCUGAUUGAUUGAAGAGUUUGCAAGCAAGUAACUGAUCACCUUUCACAGUCAGUUAGAAGCAGAGGCUUAAAGUAACACAGCACUGAAGGCGGCCGAUUGGGUCCAUUUUGCCGAUGUACAGAGACACUCCCCGACUUACGCCACAGGUGACUUGCGUAAACUCACACUUACGGAAAACGUUCCGUACUCAGUCCCCAGCGGAAACCUAGGCAGUUUGUCAACUCAACAACGCUGUACGAUUACUCGCAUGAAACAAGCCGGCAGUGUUCACCGACAUGGUGGCGCAGCGGUAGAGUUGCUGCCUGACAGCGCUUACACCGCCACAGACCCAGGUUCGAUCCUGACCACGGGUGCUGUCUGACCUGCGUGGGUUUCCUCCCACAAUCUCCAAAGACUUACAGGUUUGUAGGUUAAUUGGCUUGGUGUAAAUGUAAAUUGUCCCUGGUGUGUGUAGGAUAGUGUUAAUGUGUGGGAAUCCUUGGUCGGCGCGGACUCUGUGGGCCGAAGGGACUGUUUCCUCUAAAACACUACAACUAGAAACUAAAACUAGAAGAUAUUGUGCCACAGAAAGUGCCCUGGGUGCAGCCAGACAAUUAAUACUUUCUGUGAGUGAUUUCGGGCAAGAAAUGGGGAUAAUCAUUCCGACUUAACGUAAAAUGGAACUUCGCAUUUAUUGUCACUUAACCAAUUAAGGUACAGUGACAUUUGAGUUACCAUUCAGCCAUAGUAAGUGAAAAGAACAUAAUACAUAAGGGUUCACAAAAUGUAACCCGUACAUAAGUCAGGGAGCGCCUGUACAUCAAUUCAAGCUUUUUUUCCUGGUGUUCAUUAGGCUAAGGAUUAACAUUAACAAAUAUUUUUUGAAAUAUAAUUAUUCUAUUGAAAUAACUUUACACUAUGAACCCACAAGGCUGGGAAUCAAAUAAGAAUGCUUGGCAUCUAUGUUUCCUUGAUUUGUUUGAUUUACUGACCAUAUUUAUGUAUUAUAUAUCCAUUUAUGUAUGUGUGUUUGUAUCUAUCUAGUUACAUACAUAACACACAUACACGUGGAUAUGGAAUAUGUGUGUGCGUGCGCGUGCGUGUGUGUAUAUGUGUGUCUACGUGUAACUGUAAAUGGGUCGGAAUUUAUUUUAGGUAAAUAAAAUGAAGAAAGACAGAAAACCCAGUAAUAACUAACGUUUCAGCUACGUGUGUGUCUACCUCCUCAGGCUUGCAUCUGGCCUCAAGCUCUAACCAAAGUUUGGUGACCUUUAAUUCUUUACUACAUAGUUGUUUGUGUGUAUUUUCUGAUGUAACAUCACUUGCCCCCUGCACAAACCUUUCAGUCUGGUAGUUGUAAUAAAAAAAACUUUUGAACAUCAAAGACAAAACAAAUAUAUACUAUAUAUAUAUAUAUAUAUAAUAUAUAUGUACGUAUGUAUAUGUGUGUGUAUAUAU
This is a messenger RNA of Leucoraja erinaceus (little skate), 10199 nucleotides long. Its product is annotated as cell adhesion molecule DSCAM. The record is from RefSeq and is a predicted model, not a curated record. Gene Ontology annotation, biological process: axon guidance; cell adhesion. The coding region runs from base 3040 to 8361 and encodes 1773 amino acids. Gene Ontology annotation, cellular component: plasma membrane. NCBI's taxonomy places the organism in Eukaryota, Metazoa, Chordata, Chondrichthyes, Rajiformes, Rajidae. The transcript has 29 exons. Gene Ontology annotation, molecular function: protein binding.